This is a messenger RNA of Trichomonas vaginalis G3, 705 nucleotides long. RefSeq lists its product as uncharacterized. The transcript has a single exon. Lineage: Eukaryota; Parabasalia; Trichomonadida; Trichomonadidae. The record is from RefSeq and is a predicted model, not a curated record. Bases 1 to 705 code for a protein of 234 amino acids.
AUGGAUACGAGAAGGUCAGCUAUUGCGAAGAGUGCAGAGCACAUUGUUAAAGAAUUAAAGAUUCAAUCCAAAGAGAACAUCAAAGCUUUAUCCAGAAUUUCUAUUUGGAACUCAAUUUUUAUUGAUUGCCCUAUUAUUGCCGAAACAAAGAUCCGUGAUCACUUUAAUAACAUCAUUCGCAGAUACUUGGUUGGCGUUACAAACACACAGAGAUUCCUUUUUGAGCUUUCUGUUUUCAUGAUCGACCUUCCUGAUAUAUUUUGUGAAUUAAUUGACCAUUUUCCUCCGCCAUUUGCUGUUGCAGGAAGAAUUGCUUACAGAGCAACAAUCAACUCUCUUGAAUGCAAACCAGCAGACGCAGAACAUAAAUUACAAGAAGCAAUCAGACGUGAUAUGGUUAAUCCACCAGACUCUCUUAUCGAAAUACUUGCCGAUAAGAAGAACGGCCCACGCAGACUCAGUGAAUUUGUUGCAACAAUUGACCGAAAUUCAAACAUUCCGAAAUCAGUAUUGGAAGCAAUCUUAAAGUGUUUACCGCCGCCAGAAAGAAUGCAAUUCAGUAUUAAAUACGGCGUUCCUCCUCCAAAAAUCAACUUAAAUCUUUCAUCUCUUCCUUUGCCUUUCGAAUUCCUUGAAGCUAUUGUUGACAUCGACGGAAAAGAAACUCUAGAAUAUUUGAUUGAUGAUAAUGAAUACGCUAUGUAA